Penicillium crustosum is the source of this 543-nucleotide messenger RNA. RefSeq names its product Mpv17/PMP22 family protein. Gene Ontology annotation, cellular component: mitochondrion; membrane; cytoplasm. The record is from RefSeq and is a predicted model, not a curated record. Lineage: Eukaryota; Fungi; Ascomycota; Eurotiomycetes; Eurotiales; Aspergillaceae. The transcript is spliced from 5 exons. Bases 1 to 543 code for a protein of 180 amino acids.
AUGUUGCGCUGGUACCAGUCCAAGUUGGCAAAGAGGCCCAUCCUCACCGCAAGCAUCACCAGUGCCUUUCUAUUCGGCAGCGGUGAUGUUCUAGCACAGCAAGCUGUUGACCGGAAAGGUCUCCAAAAGCACGAUUUUGCCCGCACUGGGCGAAUGGCUCUAUACGGUGGAGCCGUCUUCGGUCCUGUUGCCACUACCUGGUUUGGCAUCCUCCAGCGUCAUGUCGUUCUCAAGGGCGCCGCAUCCACCACCGCCGCCCGUGUUGCCGCCGAUCAAGUCUUCUUUGCCCCAAUCCAGCUCACCUGUUUCCUAUCCUCGAUGGCCAUCAUGGAAGGUGUUGAUCCCGUGGAACGGUUGAAGACUGCCUUUGUUCCCGCCUACAAAGCCAACCUGAUGGUCUGGCCGUUUGUACAGGGGGUCAACUUUACAUUUGUCCCCCUAGAGCUGCGCUUGUUGUUUGUCAACGUUAUCAGUUUGGGGUGGAACUGCUUCCUUAGCCUGAUGAACAGCGGCGAAGAACUAGAAUUCCAAGCCGCAAUUUGA